UUGGUUCAUUCACGUUUUCUCCUUUUUUUCUCCAAGGUUUAUAAGAGAUAUAAGCAAUAUUACCAACAAAUGCAAGCUGCUGUAGCAGCAUUCGAAUCGGUUGCCGGUUUAAGCAGCGCAGCACCUUUUGCUAACCUGUCCUUAAAAGCAAUGUCCAAACACUUCACAUAUCUAAAAAACGCCAUAACCGACCAGCUGUCGAAAUCUCACAGCUCUGAUCGAGAUGAAAGUACUCAAAGGCUCGAAAAUUCAGGAAAAAGUAGUGCUUACUGCACGAGACCGUUUCACGGUGGUGCCGGAUUUGUGGACCCGCCGCCGCCCGUGUGGCGCCCACAGAGAGGUCUUCCGGAACAUGCUGUCACAGUCCUCCGAGCUUGGUUGUUCGAACAUUUUUUACAUCCUUACCCGACCGAUACUGACAAGCUAAUGCUGGCAAAACAGACGGGUUUGUCUAGGAAUCAGGUCUCGAAUUGGUUCAUAAACGCAAGAGUAAGGCUGUGGAAACCGAUGGUAGAGGAGAUUCACACGCUCGAGACACGUCAGCAGGGCCAAAACUCCUCUUCAUCAAAAUCCGAACAAUCUCCAAACAAAAGCAAUAAUGAGCACACGCCCACGACCCGCCCGAUUGAAUUCGACAGCCCAUACCCACCCGGAUUCCCCUCCAAACGAACCCGAGAAGACCCGACCAACAACACUCCACGACAAAAGAACCACGGGCCCGUCAUAUUGCCUUACGACAGCUUUAUGCCGAAUAAUAACAACAUUAACAACAAUCAUAAUAAUCACUUGCAUGCUGGCAUGGGCAGUGGUGGGGUCUCUUUAACUUUGGGCCUUCACCAGAAUGGGCUGGGCCUGCCGGACUCGUAUCCGAUAAAUGCAGCCCGACGGUUUGGGCUGGACUUGCAGCCAGGGGAGGAGUACGUGGCCCACAAUCGGCAGUUUGGGAGGGAGGUCUUGGAUGGGCAGCAGCAGAUCGUGCAUGAUUUUGUUGGCUGAAAAAUAAGGAAAUGAUUUGUCUUUUAUUCUAUAUUUUUUUUUUUUUUGGUCCCUAGAAGGAAUUCUCCAUGUGCAAUUAACUGUUGUUUCCAAAUUAUUCAUAGUAUUGUAUAAAUUUUAUAUAACUUGCACUGCUAGUGACUAUAGUGCAAUCAAUGAAAAUAGGAUUUGGUGUUUAGAUAUUGUGAGGGGGAAGUUUUUUAUUUGCUUAAGACGGCUUUUUCACGGUGAU
Molecule: messenger RNA, 1228 nt
Organism: Striga asiatica
Lineage: Eukaryota; Viridiplantae; Streptophyta; Magnoliopsida; Lamiales; Orobanchaceae
Source: the annotation of a GenBank genome assembly